Molecule: messenger RNA, 375 nt
Organism: Cynocephalus volans (Philippine flying lemur)
Lineage: Eukaryota; Metazoa; Chordata; Mammalia; Dermoptera; Cynocephalidae
Product: large ribosomal subunit protein uL11-like
Exons: 1
Coding region: 1-375 (124 amino acids)
Biological process (GO): translation
Cellular component (GO): ribosome; cytosolic large ribosomal subunit
Molecular function (GO): structural constituent of ribosome; large ribosomal subunit rRNA binding
Source: RefSeq, a predicted model, not a curated record
AUGUACCUGAGGUGCACAGGUGGCAAAGUCGGUGCCACAUCUGCCCUGGUACCCAAGAUCAGCCCCCUGGGUCUGUCUCCAAAAAAGAUUGGUGAUGACAUCACCAAGGCAACCGGUGACUUGAAGGAUCUGAAGAUUACAGUGAAAAUGACUAUUCAGAACAGACAGGCUCAGACUGAAGUGUUACCUUCUGCCUCUGCCUUGAUCAUCAAAGUCCUCAAGGAACCACCAAGAGACAGAAAAAAACAGAAAAACAUUAAACACACUGUUUAUAUCACUUUUGAUGAGAUUGUCAACAUUGCUCAACAGAUGCAGCACAGAUCUUUAGCGAGAGAACUCUCUGGAACCAUUAAUGAGAUCCUGGGGACUGCCUAG